Periophthalmus magnuspinnatus is the source of this 633-nucleotide messenger RNA. RefSeq lists its product as uncharacterized. Lineage: Eukaryota; Metazoa; Chordata; Actinopteri; Gobiiformes; Gobiidae. The record is from RefSeq and is a predicted model, not a curated record. The transcript has 4 exons. Bases 13 to 633 code for a protein of 206 amino acids.
ACGAAUACAAACAUGAGAUAUAAUAUAAUUGUAAUCCAUCUUCUCUUGCUGAGUGAAGGACUUCCUGGUGUCGUCUUUGGAGACAUUCGUGCUUAUACCAUCACUGAGGGACAAGACAUAGAAUUAAAGUGUCAGUUUCAAUUGUCUGGAAGUAAAAAACUCUUCUGUAAAAAUGACUGUGAUGAAAAAAGAAACAUUUUGGUGGAGACUAAAGGAGACAGAGCUGAGAAACACAGAUACAGUAUUCAAUAUGAUAAAAAGACCAACAUAGUGACAGUGGGAAUCAAGAAUGUGCAGCUCUCUGACUCGGGACAAUACCAGUGCAAGAUGGAAAGGACUUUGUUGCCCGAUGGUGUCAAUAUAUUUCAGAUAAAAGUCAACAAAGCUCGUUCACCAGUGAAAUCUACUACUCCUCGUGUCCCUCCUGUGAUCCAAACAACAACUGCUGUCAGACUCACACAUAGUCCUGGUCCUAAUCCUGGUCCAAGUCCUAGUCCAGAUCCAGACUGUGGCACCACCAUCAGACCUGAACAUGAACAACAGUCUGAGGUUGUACAUGGCUCUUCACAAACAGGGCUGAUGGUUAAAUCCUCACUACACUGCAUUCUGUUGAUGCCUGAAUGGUGCUCAUAG